AUUCUCAACUUGACCUAUAGACAUGGCAACCAAAGGAGGAACUGUGAAAGCUGCUUCAGGGUUCAAUGCAAUUGAAGAUGCCCAGGCCCUGAGGAAGGCCAUGAAAGGACUUGGUACUGAUGAAGAUGCCAUUAUCGGAGUCCUGGCCUACCGCAACACUGCCCAACGUCAGGAAAUCAGGACUGCCUACAAGAGCAACAUCGGCAGGGAUCUGAUUGAUGACUUGAAGUCAGAGCUGAGCAGCAACUUUGAGCAGGUGAUUGUGGGGAUGAUGAUGCCUACCGUGUUGUACGAUGUGCAGGAGCUGCGCAGGGCUAUGAAGGGAGCUGGCACAGAUGAGGGCUGUCUGAUAGAGAUCCUGGCUUCCCGCACUUCUGAGGAGAUCUGGCACAUCAACCAGAUGUACCAGCAACAAUAUGGAAGGAGUCUUGAAGAGGACAUCUGCUCUGACACAUCCUUCAUGUUUCAGCGAGUACUGGUGUCCCUGACAGCAGGUGGCAGGGAUGAAGGGAAUUACCUGGAUGAUGCACUUGUGAAGCAGGAUGCCCAGGACCUGUAUGAGGCUGGAGAAAAGAGAUGGGGGACAGAUGAGGUGAAAUUCCUAAGCAUCCUCUGUUCCCGGAAUCGGAACCAUCUGCUGCAUGUGUUUGAUGAAUAUAAGAGGAUCUCACAGAAGGACAUUGAGCAGAGUAUUAAAUCUGAAACAUCUGGUAGCUUUGAAGAUGCCCUGCUGGCUAUAGUGAAGUGCAUGAGGAACAAGCCUGCAUAUUUUGCUGAAAGGCUUUAUAAGUCCAUGAAGGGCCUGGGCACUGAUGACAACACCCUCAUCAGAGUGAUGGUGUCCCGAGCAGAAAUUGACAUGCUGGACAUACGGGCAAACUUCAAGAGGCUCUAUGGAAAGUCUUUGUACUCUUUCAUCAAGGGUGACACUUCUGGAGACUACAGGAAGGUUCUGCUUAUUCUUUGUGGAGGAGAUGAUUAAAACAAGAUGCAGGACAGAAGGCUUCUUAACGAUGGCUUUUUUUUUUUUUUAACUUCAUUUUUCUGCACUGCUAUUAACAUGAUCUCAAAUGCUUAUUUCCAAUUAAAACGCCUCCAGUUGCCUCCUUUGA
Messenger RNA from Phodopus roborovskii (desert hamster), 1112 nucleotides. It is a transcript of the gene Anxa4, whose product is annotated as annexin A4. Gene Ontology annotation, cellular component: cytoplasm. The transcript is spliced from 12 exons. NCBI's taxonomy places the organism in Eukaryota, Metazoa, Chordata, Mammalia, Rodentia, Cricetidae. Gene Ontology annotation, molecular function: calcium-dependent phospholipid binding; calcium ion binding. The coding region runs from base 23 to 982 and encodes 319 amino acids. The record is from RefSeq and is a predicted model, not a curated record.